AUGUUUCUUGCGUUGACCCUGAUGUUGCUCUCUCUUAUAUUGAUGAGAAGCUCGAGAAUGUAUUGGGACAUUUUCAGAAGGAUUUUGAAGGUGGAGUUUCUGCUGAGAAUUUGGUAUGGUGGUUAUGGUUCGUUUUUGUCUAUGUAUCAAAGAUCUCCUCUUUGUAAGAGUCCACCACCACAAGCUCAACACCAGGUGGUGAGUGGAUCUAAAUGCUCAGCUUCAUCGGCUGCACCCCAAGUAUCAGUAUCUGGUUCCACCUCUAAAGCUCUUCCUGCGUCCGAUGUUUUGGUCAAUUUGAAAAAACCUGAUAGCAAACAAAAACCUGUCACUAAACCUUCUUCUUCUUUUUCUGCUCCGGUGAAUCAUAAGACAUUCAGACUCCGUAUAAAAGUUGGUUCAAGUGACCUCUCCUCACCUAAAAACGUUUCAACCUAUGAUAGUAAACAAGGCCUCAAUAUGCCACCAUCAACCUCGCGGGUGAAUUGCCUCUCUGAAGUUGAAGAACGGUUGCUAAAUGGGAUUCAUGAUUCGCCGACCAAAAUUCUUAUGGCUAUGGUGUCGUUCCCUUUGCAUAAAGAUCAGCUUUUAUCACCUCUCUCUGUUGAUCUUAUUCAGUUGGGAAAGAAAGAAAAGAUCAUGACAGAUGCUGGAUAUGUUUAUGUCAACAAGUCAGACUCAAAGCCUGCACUGGAAAAGGUUAGUAAGAGUGAGACAAGGAAUGAAGACCAAAUUUUGAAGUCAGAGCUGCCUGAAGCACAUAAGUCACAAAAAGGUUCAAGCAGGAAUAGUUUGAGAGGCAAGGAUACUGCUGUAAAUAUAAGUAAUACGGCUGUAGUAGAUAAAUAUCAAGAAGAUAUUGGAGGAUCCGAAGAUGUGUGUGAAGGAUUCUUUGGUGAUUCAGGAGAAUCAGAAGAACAAGAGCAAAGUAGCCUGGUUUUUGAAGCUAAGAAAGAAAAGCUUUCAGAAGAAAAUGCAUUUAAGGAGAGUUUAGACAGUGUUCAAAGUGAUGAAGAGGCAUGUAAGCUUCUUCCUUUGGGAGUGGGACCUGAAAGAGAACUUUCUGGGACUUGUAAGAAACCAAAGACUGGAAAAUCACGUUUCUCUUCUGUAGAUCAACCUGGCUCCAACAAAACUCUGGACGGUGUAAAUAAAACUAUGAUCACUCAAGCCUCAGGCCAUAAAGUGAAGGAUAUUGCUAAGGCUUACUCGCAUGAUAGACAUGAAGACAGAAAGAGGAAACAGGAGGAAAACAAAGUAAGUGGAGAUUGUAUGAGAGAAGCUGCAGUAAUGGAGUCAAGUGGAGAGAAAGUUAGAAAGAAAAAGAGGCUUAAGGGUUCAAGUUGUGAUGUAAAAGAGUUGCCUUCCAGUAAUGAAAGUUGUGAUAGGGACAGAGGACGUAGUCAGGAAAAUGGUAGAGAUAGUGAAAUGAUCAAAACUAGUGUCCACGAAGCUAAAGGUUCGCUAGUUGACUCACCAGCUCCUUCAGCCUUAGACCCACGUGAGCUUAAACCAGGAAGAAACUCAGAAGGGGAUGAACACCAUGAUACUGAAUCUAGUGCUGGUGAUACGUUAAAAAGAUGCCGAGAUGGUGAAGGUUAUAGCACUAUGGAUAACCCAGGGACAACAAAGGAGGUUGCACAAAGUUCCAAGGACACUGCUGUUGAAGUAAAGACAAAAGAAAGUAGAAGCAAGAAAAGACCUACUAGAAAAGUGUCUACGGAGAGUAAUAAAGAAGGCUCAAGGGAAUAUCAAGAUCCUGAUACUAAGCUAGAUACAAAUGGUAGUCAUUUUCAUUCUCCACAGAACUCUGAUAGAGCCAAAACUAUUCGUGGGAAGAGCAACCACUUGGAAGUGAUCGCUGAGAAAUUAAAGAAUAAACCAUCUCCACCAGUUGAAGUCUUGGGCCACGGCACUGAGAUAUCAAAUACAAAGGAACACAUGAUGAGAAAUGAUAAUCACAGUUCACUAAACCAAAAGCAGAAUGGAAGUACGCAUAAGGAUGAUGUUGGCUCAAGCCCUUUGAAAAAGGAAUCCACGUGUCAGACUGCCUCCAACUCAAUCAAAGAGGCUACAGAUUUAAAACACAUGGCUGAUCGUCUUAAGAAUGUUGUGUCCAAUCAAGAGAGCACUAGUGUUUACUUUCAGGCAGCGCUUAAAUUUCUUCAUGGUGCUUCUCUUUUGGAGUCCUCUGGUAGCAUUGCCAGAUCCAAUGAUAUUUAUGGCAGCACAUCAAAACUUUGCGAGUUCUGUGCUCAUGAAUAUGAGAAAAAUAAAGAUAUGGGGGCAGCUGCUCUUGCUUAUAAAUGUAUGGAAGUAGCAUAUCUGAGGAUAACUUAUUCCUCCCAUGGAAACAUAAACAGAUACCGGUCUGAGUUGCAAGCAGCUCUGCAAGAGAUUCCUUCAGGUGAAUCUCCUUCCUUUGCUUCUGAUGGUGAAAAUCCAAACCAGACACUGGCAGCAGAGAAGGCUGCCUUGUCCAACACUGUGAGGUCAUCUCCUAGAGUAACCGGAAAUCAUGUUCUCUCUUCAGGAAACAACUCCUCUCUUUCACAGCUUUUGGCAUUUUCACAAAACGUAAGCUAUGCUAUGGAUGCAUCAAGAAAAGCACAGACAGCGUUUGCAAUUGCAAUUGCAAAGGGAAAAUCGUCUGACACUCGAUACAGUAGUAAUGGCAUAGCAUCCAUCAAAAGGGCUCUUGAUUUCGAUUUUCAGGACAUGGAGAAACUGUUGCGUGUGGUGAGGCUUGCAAUGGAAUCCAUUAACAUGUGAUUAUGAGUUAUGAUCCCACCUUGUAAAAGUUUAACAUCACAGAGACCAUACUCACUGCAGAGAAGACAAGGAGGAAGCUGACCGUUGAGUUUUUUGCUUGGAAAAUUGAAGACUGUAUAAACUUAUUUUCACUUAUUAAGUGUAUAGCGUUAGGACCUUUGAGUGUUGUAGCAUAUAGUAUAUACAUAGUAAUAUAGUAUAAGACAACUUUAGGAAAGGGUUAAUGAUAGUCUUCUAAGGACUGGAAGCAAAACAAUUCUGGCUUUGUAGCAAUUGUUUGUUUAGUUAAAAGGGUUUUUUUUUGUUCGUUUCAU
Molecule: messenger RNA, 3086 nt
Organism: Brassica oleracea var. oleracea
Lineage: Eukaryota; Viridiplantae; Streptophyta; Magnoliopsida; Brassicales; Brassicaceae
Exons: 9
Coding region: 1-2772 (923 amino acids)
Source: RefSeq, a predicted model, not a curated record